AUGCUGACAGCUUUGUGCAUUACACCCUCUGUUCCAACCCUAAUACCCACCAAAAUCUCGGUGGCUACACUACCGAGAUCUUCUCCAAAGCUACUACAGAGUUCACUUGUCUCUCGAUGCCCAUCGAUCAAAGCUGCUUCUUCCGUGGCCAACGAUACCUCUGCGGUUAUUGAUUACAGUUCCAUGGUUUCUGUCUUCCCUGCAGAAGCCUGUGAAACAAUAGGCGGAGAGGCUUGCGCAGCAGAAAUGUAUCCAGAAGUUAAGAUCAAAACAGAGGACGGAAAUGAUACUGUAGCGAAGACUGUUCCAGAGAUGGUCGACAGAGAGUAUUUCGAGUACAAUGAUCCCAAGACGGUGUUUCCAGGAGAAGCUUGUGACGAUCUUGGAGGAGAAUUUUGUGAAGCUGAUUACCAGAAGGGAGUCUACUAGUUCACCG
Telopea speciosissima is the source of this 436-nucleotide messenger RNA. Its product is annotated as light-regulated protein, chloroplastic. Gene Ontology annotation, cellular component: chloroplast. The transcript is spliced from 3 exons. NCBI's taxonomy places the organism in Eukaryota, Viridiplantae, Streptophyta, Magnoliopsida, Proteales, Proteaceae. Bases 1 to 429 code for a protein of 142 amino acids. The record is from RefSeq and is a predicted model, not a curated record.